Messenger RNA from Rhodotorula toruloides NP11, 693 nucleotides. Its product is annotated as urea transporter. The transcript is spliced from 6 exons. The record is from RefSeq and is a predicted model, not a curated record. Gene Ontology annotation, molecular function: urea transmembrane transporter activity. Gene Ontology annotation, biological process: urea transmembrane transport. Gene Ontology annotation, cellular component: plasma membrane. Lineage: Eukaryota; Fungi; Basidiomycota; Microbotryomycetes; Sporidiobolales; Sporidiobolaceae. The coding region runs from base 1 to 693 and encodes 230 amino acids.
AUGAUCUUCCUCACGCGCCUACAAGGCCGCUUCACUCGCUUGGACCCAAACAGCGCGACUGAGUUUGCCACAGCUUUGCGCACUGUCAAGCCAGGCCUCAUCUGCUGCGGAAUUGUCUCAACAUGGACUUGGUUGGCCACCCUACUUCAGUCUUCGGCGGCGACGUACUCGAGCGGCUUGAGCACGUGCGCCGCCAAGAUCAAGCAGAAUGCAAACGGCACCGUCACCUUCCCCGAGAUCGCUCGCGCAGGCUACGGCUGGCCUUGCCACCUCCUCUUCACCUCGUUCUUCCUCAUUUGCGCCCACAUCGUCACUGGCUCCCUCGUCCUGGGUGCUUCCGCGACGAUCAAUGCUCUGACCGGUGCAAACAUCAUCGCCACCAACUUCCUUCUUCCCCUCGGAAUGCCGCCCGCAGCCGUAACGAUCGUAGGCGACGGCGGCGUGAUCGCAAUUCUCCUCGUCGUCUUCAUGGCGGCAACCUUCGCCUGCUCUGCUGAGCUUAUCGCGGUCUCGUCACUUGUCACCCGCGACAUCAUCGAAGCGUACCGCCUGUUGUCAGGCCCUUCACAUCCACCUGCAAACAAAACCUACUGUCUCUACCGCGGUCCGCGGACCCUCUUUGACUUCCUCGACAGCACCGGCUGCUUUCCACAGCUGAGCACGCAAGCCAAGGUGGAGAAGAAGGAGAAGUAG